Molecule: messenger RNA, 1027 nt
Organism: Adineta steineri
Lineage: Eukaryota; Metazoa; Rotifera; Eurotatoria; Adinetida; Adinetidae
Source: the annotation of a GenBank genome assembly
AUGAUCAGGUGGAUUAUACGUCCCUAUCAACGGCGAUUUCGUUCUCGACGAUCUAUUAUCUUUCCAAUAGUGAUAUUUAUGUUAACAACUAUUCUUCUCUAUACACGUGUUGAAUAUUAUACAUUGACAACAAAUUAUAUAAAUUCAUCAUCAUUAUCUUCAAAAAUAACAUAUGAUAUACAAUCUACUUCUAUCAAUUUCAUCUGUGAAUUAAAAAAUGAUACAAUACGUGCAAUUAAUCAAGCACCUAGUGAUUAUUGUAAAGAAAAAAUAAAAAAUAUUUCUUGCCAAAUUGAUUCUACACCAAAUUUUUUCCCAACAUCAUUACCACGUUUUUGUCCCAUUCGAAAAGGUAAUUUUGGUGAUAUAAUUGGUUGUAUUUCAAAUGAGGAUAAUUCAACAUAUGGUACAAACAAAUUAGAAGUGUUUAAUACUGAUAUUAUGUGUAUAGAUCACUGUUUGAAGCUUAGUGUUUCAUUUGCUGGUAAUGUCUGAAUAAGUUUUUUUUCAUAACAGAAAUGAGAUAUAAUCCUAAGCAGUUUUUUUCGUUUACACUGUCACGUUAACAAACGAUACGAAUUAAUAAAAAUUCAGACAUAUAUGAAGUCCUUGUCAAUUACGAGUGAUCAGAGAAAAACUGGUUCUAACCAAUAUUAGACAUGACCCAAACCCAAACUGUUUGGGUUUGAGUUUGGAUUUGUGCUUUUUUAAUCUGUGAAAGGAACUAUUUUGAAUACAUUGAUGGUAAUUGAAAGUAGACCCAAACCCAAACUCAAACUCUCAAACGGUUUGAAUUUGAGCUUGGGUUUGGGUCAUGUCUACCCAAAACACUACUCAAAAUUCUUCUUUUGUAUUAUCGCUGUUCGUUUUUUAUACUCGAAUACUGAGAUAAUUUUAACAAUAACAUUUUAUCGUAUAUUUCAGUACAUGCAUAUCUAAGAUACUAUUUCCUAAUCUUUUGUGUUUUUAUAGAGUAUAAAGAAUUUACCAAUCAAUGUUCUUGUUUAUCAACAUUUGAUAAUCAACG